Messenger RNA from Andrographis paniculata, 1346 nucleotides. RefSeq lists its product as uncharacterized. Bases 173 to 1171 code for a protein of 332 amino acids. NCBI's taxonomy places the organism in Eukaryota, Viridiplantae, Streptophyta, Magnoliopsida, Lamiales, Acanthaceae. The transcript is spliced from 7 exons. The record is from RefSeq and is a predicted model, not a curated record.
AUUUAUGUUUCAAUUGAUUGAAGAAGAGAUCACAAGAGCUGAAGAAAAUGAGAGACUAUUACUUUUACCAUUUUUAUUCAAUGGCUUGAAAGCGAUUUUGAUUGUUUGGUGCAUUUAUUUUGAUGAAUUUGAAAAAAUUUAAUUUAAAUUUAUAUGAAAAUAAUGUUUGACAAUGAGUUAUUUUAAUACCAAUUUUACCAAACAUCCCAUCCUUUCUUUCAUUUCUUCCCCUUUACCCCCGUCCACUUCUGCGGGCUUGGUUUCCGAAUUGCGAAUGGCUGAAGAAGAAUUGUGUUUGGAAGGAACCGUGAGGGUGAUUGAGGCAUCCCUAUCUCAAAUCAAAUGGAGGCUCAAGCACUCUUCCAAGUCUCGACUUCAAGUCGAUAUUUUGGCUUUGCUCGCAGGGAUGAGGCCCUGCAUCAUGGUGGAUUAUGGUGGGAUGAUGCCUGAAUUGGGAGAUCAUCUUUGUGCAUUUCUCAAUCAUUGCAGAAAGGAAUCUUCAGCCUUUGAGCUUCUGCGUGUUAUGGUGAUAGAUGAUAUGGUCUACUUGAUUCAUGUCAAAGCAUUUGCAGAUUUUGUCAAAUCAAGCUUGUGUUUGGAGACUCCGCCGCUCUUUGUGAACCUUGAGCAUGAUCCUCCAAAGAUGGUAACAAGUUCAGAAGAAAGUCCUCCAUUAAUGCAGCUUCUUUUGGCUCAGAAAAUGUUUUCCUCAGUUUUCCUUGCAGAUAAGAUCGGUGGUCACUUGCAAAGACAUGGUGCUUACAAGGCCAUUUCCCCUACCGAUGGACAAGCUGAUUCUGUGUUAGUUGAUCUCAGUUGCCACCUUAAAGAAUGCCAGGUCACAAUCCCAACCCUUAACGGAUGGUUGCUGGGCUACCCUGUCAUUUAUUUGUUCGGAAAGGACUGCAUUCAUCGUGCUGUGUAUAAUCUCUCAACGAAGUCUCUUCACAUCUAUCAGAUUUUUGUUGACAGGAGCAACGGAAAAGGAUCUCAGAAGGAAGAACUAAUGAGUUUUACUGUGCCUUAUGAGUUGAGCUUGGAAGGAGGCAAUGAAACGUGGGCGAGAUCAUUCUACGCUCUCAUGCAGGCUCGGUUGGAGAAGUGCCGACAUAUCUGGCGAUCUGUACACAUGGAGGUCAUUAGUUCUUAUCCACAAGCAAUUGCUUUAUAACAAGUUUUCAAGUGUCACACUUUUCAGGUAAAAACAAAUGUCUUUGAUGAAUAGUAUUCCUUCCGUCCCAAAACAUUCUACAAUAUUUUUUUCUUACGUGCUUCGAACUUACCGCAAUAUUUUUAAAUUUAGAAAUAAUUAAUUACAUAUAUAUAUAAAUAUAUAUUUUACUUUA